Drosophila serrata is the source of this 1225-nucleotide messenger RNA. Its product is annotated as ATPase ASNA1 homolog. The record is from RefSeq and is a predicted model, not a curated record. Gene Ontology annotation, molecular function: ATP binding; ATP hydrolysis activity. Lineage: Eukaryota; Metazoa; Arthropoda; Insecta; Diptera; Drosophilidae. Gene Ontology annotation, biological process: tail-anchored membrane protein insertion into ER membrane. Gene Ontology annotation, cellular component: GET complex.
CAGCUUUUGCCCGGCUCUAGAAAGGAACGACAUCUGUUUUUUUAGUUGUUAAUCAUUUAAUUUCACAUUUAAUCCUACGUGUCCCGCCCAUUAACUUGCAAUAUGGUCGACAACUUGGAGCCCCUGGAACCGAGCCUGCAGAAUCUCGUCGAGCAGGACUCGCUCAAAUGGAUCUUUGUCGGCGGCAAAGGUGGCGUGGGCAAGACAACCUGCAGCUCCAGUUUGGCCGUUCAGCUGGCUAAAGUACGUGAAUCGGUACUUAUUAUUUCCACAGAUCCGGCGCACAAUAUCUCUGAUGCGUUUGAUCAAAAGUUUACCAAGGUGCCCACAAAGGUCAAUGGCAUCGACAACCUAUUCGCAAUGGAAAUCGAUCCAAAUGCUGGCCUUAAUGAGCUGCCCGAUGAGUACUUUGAGGGCGACAACGAGGCGCUGCGUGUGAGCAAGGGCGUCAUGCAGGAGAUGAUCAAUGCCCUGCCCGGCAUCGAUGAGGCCAUGAGCUAUGCUGAGGUGAUGAAGCUGGUCAAGGGAAUGAACUUCUCGGUGGUAGUAUUUGAUACGGCGCCCACGGGGCACACGCUUCGCCUGAUCGCAUUCCCCCAGGUCGUGGAGAAGGGCCUGGGCAAGUUGCUGCGGCUCAAGAUGAAGGUGGCGCCGCUUCUCACACAAUUUGCCUCCAUGCUGGGCAUGGCCGAUGUAAACGCGGACACCCUCUCACAGAAGCUGGACGACAUGAUGGCCGUGAUCACCCAGGUUAACGAGCAGUUCAAGAAUCCGGACCAAACCACAUUUGUGUGCGUCUGCAUUGCCGAGUUCUUCUCCCUGUACGAGACGGAGCGCCUUGUGCAGGAGUUAACCAAGUGCGGCAUCGAUGUGCACAAUAUAAUUGUGAACCAGCUGCUGUUCCUGCAGAACUCGCACGAUUCGUGCAGCAUGUGUGCAUCCCGCUUUAAAAUCCAAGAGAAAUACCUGGACCAGAUCGCAGAUUUGUACGAGGACUUCCAUGUGACCAAGUUGCCGCUGCUGGAGAAAGAGGUGCGAGGUCCGGACAGCAUUCGAUCCUUCUCGGAGAACCUGAUGACACCAUACGAGCCCAAGGGAAAGCCCAAGGAGUAGCAUUGCUUAGCCUCAUCCGUUUGUAAGUUUCGUCCCCCCUAGAGCUCGAAAUAAAAUUGAGUUAGAGAAGCGGAUCCCUGAAUGGUUCCUCUGCUUCACCGUGUAAAAUGGA